AUGAGCCAAAGAACAUCAAAGAAAUUGAUUUCUACAAAUGAAAAUAUUCUUUAUGAAUUAAAUGAUUAUGAUCGACAACGAAAACCACAAACAUUAAUCGAUGAUAAUUAUAUUCAAUGUGUUCCAGCUGAUCCUGUACUUAAAAGUCUUUCAUGUCCCAUUUGUCUCGAUUUAUUCAAUAAAACAAUGGUAACAACAACAUGUUUACAUCGUUUUUGUGCUGAUUGUAUUCAUCGUUGGCUUAAAUCUGAAAAUAAAGUUUGUCCAACAUGUCGAAAAACACUUAAAUCAAAACGAUAUCUUCGAUCAGAUGAUCGUACUGAUUCAUUAGUUGAUACGAUUAAAAAACAACAAGCAAAAACCAAUGAACUUGCACAAAUUUAUCGUGAACAACAACACGAUGAUUGA
Messenger RNA from Rotaria sordida, 408 nucleotides. Lineage: Eukaryota; Metazoa; Rotifera; Eurotatoria; Philodinida; Philodinidae. The record is from the annotation of a GenBank genome assembly.